Messenger RNA from Clupea harengus (Atlantic herring), 2123 nucleotides. RefSeq names its product leucine-rich repeat-containing protein 43. The record is from RefSeq and is a predicted model, not a curated record. NCBI's taxonomy places the organism in Eukaryota, Metazoa, Chordata, Actinopteri, Clupeiformes, Clupeidae. Gene Ontology annotation, cellular component: cytoplasm. Gene Ontology annotation, molecular function: protein binding.
AUGAGAAUGCGGUUUGGAACUUUGUAGACUUGUGUUGGUGUGGACCUGUUGCUUGGCAACCCUGCAGAAUGCCAGGAAGUAAACAGAGUGGGGAGCCGGGAGAACCGUAUAUAUGUCUAUGGGGAGAACCCUACCGGAGAGAAUACCCUCUCCUCUUCUUCUGCCCUCCACUCUUUAUUAUCACCCAUCCGUGAACGCACCGAGACAAUGAAGGCCGCCUGUGUCUUGUCUGCAGUCAUAGAGAAUCAAGUGCGGAGUCUGUGCCUGAGGGACUUUCCCUGUGGCAAAGGGAGCUGGCGCACCAAUGACGCACUCGAGGCAUCGGACAGAGGGAGCGACACAGAGGAACGGGCCAGUCUAAUCGACCUUCUGACCUGCUCGCGGUCGCCCUGGAAGUACGAGGGGUCGUGGAGCCUGCAGGCAGCCGCGCUGAGGGAGCUGUCCGUGCGGAAGCCUGACUGUCUGAGUGACAGCUUUGUGUACACCUUCCUCAGGUCCUUAAGGGUGGUCGGCCAAAAGGUGUCACUCAUAGAUGAAGGGCUGCUGCGUUUCUGCAAACUGGAAGAACUAGUUCUCAGUGUCAACUGUAUUUCUGAGAUCCCCCUGAAACAUUUCCCCAUGACACUUCAGGUGCUAGAGUUGUAUGCCAACGAGAUCUCCAGCCUUAGGGGAGUGAGUGACCACCAUCUGCCCAACCUCAAGCACCUGGGUCUGGGUCGCAAUCCACUGGGCUCCCCUGAAGACCUCCAGUACAUUUCCAGCUCUUUCUGGCCACACUUGGUAUCUCUGGACCUGAGCUGGGCUGGGUUCGAGAGUCUUAGUGCCAUGCUGGAGGCCGUGGCCACCCUGCCGUGCCUGCGCUCGCUUGUCCUGGAGGGAAACCCACUCACGCUGAGCCCCGCCUACCCGGGCCUCUUGCAUGACGGGCUGCCCCGCCUCUUUUACCUGGACGGCACUCGCGUCACUCCUGAAGACCACCAGCGCUCCAAUGGGAUGGCAGCACUCAAAGGACUGCUGUUAGACGAGGCUGUGGUGAAGGUGUCUUUUGAGACCAUUAGAGGUGUUCCUCAGCCUCCCGUCCUUCCGACAAGUGGCUCUGUUGACUUCCCCUUGGUCAGCUACAGCUACCUUGUGACCUAUCAGUUCCUUACAGACCAGAACCAAGGCUCUGUUUUGGCCCAACUGGGCUCGGUGUCGAAGGACCAAGGCUCUGUUUUGGCCCAACUGGGCUCGGUGUCGAAGGACCAAGGCUCUGUUUUGGCCCAACUGGGCUCGGUGUCGAAGGACCAAGGCUCUGUUUUGGCCCAACUGGACUCGGUGUCGAAGGACCAAGAACCUGCCCUCAACAGCCCUCAGGGAACAGCCCUCCAUCAUGGCAUGGCUGCCACAGAGACACCCAUCAGCCAAGAUGCCUUUUUGAUGACAGGGAGUAGAGAUGGAUCAGAGGACUGUUGGCCAGUCAUGAAGUACAGCAGCACUGUGAGCCCGUGGGCCGAGGCCAUGGAGCUGAAUCACUCUGGCACGCACCGGAUCAGAGACCUGUCCAUCCUGAAGAGCUUCCUCCUGCAAGGCUUGUGGAUAAACGUGGAAGAGGAGAAGGUCACAUCCUGGCCAGCAUCCUCCUCUGAGACACCUGGAAACAAAUCAGCAGUGGAGAAAAAGGGAUCAGCAAAAGAGGACAAGAAGAAGAAGAAGAAGAAGGAGUCUGUGUUGGACCUGGUACAGGAGGCACCAGUGUACCGGACUCUGGGCUCGGCCCACGUGGACCUGCAGAACCUGGUCCUGGGUCAGGACAGUGUCUCCGUGCUGUGUGACCUGGGAGUGGUAGAGGCGACCUGGAAGACAGAGCCUCCGCAGGAACAAGGGAAGAAGGGGAAAGAGGAGAAGAGAAAAGAGGAGAAGAAAGGCAAACAGGGAGAUGCCAAAGCUGAACACAAAGGGAAAGGGAAGGCCCAUAAGGAGAGCGACGGCGAGCCUUGUGCGGUGGACCCCGGGCCCUCCCCAGUGCAGCCCCUGACGGUGGACAUCAGUGUCACCUUGGAGAAGUGGACGUCCACCAUGCAGGCCACACGCACACACCAUGACACCACACACACACACACACACACGCACACAACAUGACA